CCGGAAAGGCAAAGUGCAAGCGUCCAGCAUGCGCCUCCUGCUGCUGCUUGUGGCCCUGGCGGUUGUCGACGCAGCGACCAGCCCCAUCAAGAUCAACGGCUGGUACGCCUGCAGCGCCCGGACGUUCGCGACGCCAGCGCCGGCGACGGUCGCACCAUCGGCCAGCUUCAAGACCACGGCCUUCUCGGCGGCGGAGCCCGACAUCUUAGCUACGCUGCUUCGGCCUUUUGAUGCGUCAUCCAUCGCAGACUUUGCCGUGGCCUCUACACAAACAACGUCCAGCGUGCCUGUCGAGUGCGCCGAGUUUACACUACCUCUCUGCUACGAGAGUCUUUGCAGUGCCGCCGGUUCGAUUCCCGUUUUUGUCAAGCGCAUGCGUGCCACGAAGCGAUCGUCGUCUACCAAGGCGCUUUGGUUUCUCCAAGGCGGUCCCGGCGCGUCCUCUGUCGCGAUGGAGUCGCUCAUGACGCUCCUCUACUCGAUGCUCAACGGCGCUGUCGACGUGUACACGAUGGACCACCGCGGCACGGGUCGCAGCUACAAACUCACGUGUUCAGCGUCCCAGAUCGAGACGUCGGGCAGUCCCACGAAAGGCCAAGUGCUCAACAGCGUGCUCUCAACGUGCAUCAAGGACAUCAACAUUCAGAUUGGCGCCAACGACACCAAGGCGCUCCGGUCCUUCUCAACGACGAGUGCGGCCAUGGACUUGUCGACGCUGAUUACAGCGACCGAGAACGCCAACACGUUUGUGUAUGGCGUGAGCUACGGCACGUACCUUGUCGAGCGCUUGAUGCAACUGGAGAACCCGAGUAUCAAGGGCUACAUCCUCGACGGGAUCGUGGCCAACUCGGGCAGCAAGGACAACAAGCUCACGGUCUUUAACGACUGGGACAAGGAAGUCGACGAAGCUGCGCAAACGUUCAUUGAUCUGUGUAAGACCGACGCAUAUUGCAGCAGCAAGUUCCCGGGCUCUGACCUCCGGACGGCCUUGACCAAGCUGUACGAAGCGCUUGACAGCAAUCCCAAGGGCUCGGCGUGUGCCAAGCUGCUCGAGGCGUCGUCGUCGUCGCCACCUUCGGCCACGCUGCGUGCGCUCUUUUCCGAUCUGCUUCAAGAUCAAACCCUUCGAUCGAUGAUUCCGGCGCUUGUGUACCGCUUUACGCGCUGCAGCUCAGACGAUGUCACGGCGAUCACCAACUUUGCGAUUCAAAUCGAUAUCGAUGACAACACGCCGCGUCCAUCCGACAGUUACCGGUCUACCAUGCUGUACAAGCUCAUUGUGACGUCUGAACUCUGGCGGACGCCCACGGAAUCCUACGAUACGCUCAAGAAGACGUUUAUGAACACACUCAUUGGCAGCAACGUGGCGGGCAUGGUGACGACCUACUGCAUUGCCAGCGGCGGCAAGGACCCCAACUGCGCGCAAGAGCGCGCGCCGAGCAACAACUACAAGUGGCAGUACCCGCGCGAUAUCUACUACGACGUACCGAUCACGAUUCCCAAAGGCACGAGCGUUCUGCUGUUGAGUGGACUUUUGGAUCCGCAGACCGCUGCAAGAGGCGCUCGCAACCAGUACGACAGCUUCAUCGGGACGGCCAAACGCCUGGUCGAGUUCAAUUACGCAGCCCACGGCACCAUCGUCAACACGCCCGUAACAACAAAGGGCGGCGCUCCAUGUGCAGCCCAGCUCGUCGGUUCGUUUGUGACAGUCGAUGGCGAUGUGACGGCGCUCGAUACGAGCUGCCUUGCGGCGGUUGCCCCCAUGAGCUUUGCGAUCAAGCCAUCACUGGCCAAGUCCUAUUUGGCGACAGACGAUAUCUACGACGGGGUGCCCACCGAGAAGUUUACGGCGGCGUCAACUUUGGCGCCGGGGACGUCUGCGGGCGACGGCGCGGUGACGACCAGCGACACGGUUGCCUCGGGCUACAAGACCGCAACGAUCAUUGGCUAUGUGCUCGUGGCGGGUCUUAUCGUGGCCCUUCUCGUGCUCGUGCUUCGGAAGCGAAAGAAGCACACGCAAGCGCACAGCACACUCUAUGUCGAGCCAACGCCUGCCUAGAUUCAAGCCCUUGCCUGUGCUUGGCUACCUCUAGCCCAUAUUCUGAAGCAACUCGACCCUCCAGCUCUGCCGUCUUUAUCUGUUAUGCUAUCCGAUACCCUGCAACGUUGAAAGUGAGAGGAAUUGUUUAAAAAGUCAACAUGCAAUACUUGCAGUAGCC
Saprolegnia parasitica CBS 223.65 is the source of this 2219-nucleotide messenger RNA. RefSeq lists its product as hypothetical. The transcript is spliced from 8 exons. Lineage: Eukaryota; Oomycota; Saprolegniomycetes; Saprolegniales; Saprolegniaceae. The record is from RefSeq and is a predicted model, not a curated record. Bases 29 to 2059 code for a protein of 676 amino acids.